Maniola jurtina (meadow brown) is the source of this 4668-nucleotide messenger RNA. Its product is annotated as cell division cycle and apoptosis regulator protein 1-like. Lineage: Eukaryota; Metazoa; Arthropoda; Insecta; Lepidoptera; Nymphalidae. Gene Ontology annotation, biological process: regulation of DNA-templated transcription. Gene Ontology annotation, cellular component: nucleus. Bases 152 to 3781 code for a protein of 1209 amino acids. The record is from RefSeq and is a predicted model, not a curated record. The transcript is spliced from 17 exons.
UCGCCGCCGGUUCCCGGUUCCGCCAUUUUGUGGUGACUGGUCUGUGUUUCUGUGUAAGAUUUGACUGAGCGCGGUUUUAUUAAUUUAGUAUAGUGGAAAAUAUAAUUAUUUAAUGAUUUUAAGUUAAAGAAGUGUUAAAAAGUUUGUUAUAAUGCAGACGGGUAGUGGAACUAAAAAUCCACCAUGGGCGCGAUCAAAUGUGAACACAAACAUAACCGGCAUGAAUCCCCAAAUAAUGGAUCCAAACGCCGCUAUGAUGUCGCAACAAGGCAUGAUGCCCUUUCAACAAACUCAAGCAGUAUUUAAUCCAAGCAUGAUGCAAGCACAAGGAGGAAUGACGAUGCCGAUGUCGAGCCAAAUGCCAAUGAACCAAAUGGCCCAAGGUCAAAUGUAUCCAGGAAAUGUUGUAGCGUAUCCCACGCCGCGCGCCAUGAACCCAAACAUGUAUCAAAACAACUCGUCGAACCAAACUCAACAGACAAACGAACAGCGCGUUUUCACUGGCACCGUAACAAAGACUCACAAUGAUUUCGGUUUCGUUGACCACGAUGUUUUCUAUCAAACAUCCGUGUGCGCAAAAGGUUCUAUUCCCAAAGUAAACGAUAGAGUAUUAGUGGAAGCUACUUAUAAUCCGAACAUGCCAUUCAAAUGGAAUGCAACGCGGGUUCAAGUACUGCCGAAGGGAGUACCAAACCAAAAAGUUAACCCUCAAAAGUCGAAUUCGUAUAACGCGGUUCCGCCGCCGUCUAACGCUAAAAAAUCAAUGCUAUCACGUCGAGACGAUCGCCGAGAUGACCGAGGCCCGCGUCGAGAUGACAGACCAAACAUUCCAAUGAUGAACAGGAAAAGAUCCCGCACCAGAAGUCGUUCAAGGUCCCGUGACCGACGAGACAGUCGUAAUCGCAGGGACUCACCCCCACGUAAACGUACCUUUGUUCAUCAGCCAUCACCAGCUAAAUAUGUUGUUCGAGUGCCAAGAAUACCUCUUGACAUUCAAAAAAUGGAUGUGCCGACAUUGUCACAGAGAUAUACCAAUCUGUACAUACCCUCUGACUUCUUUAAUGCACAUGUUAAGUGGGGUGAGACGUUCCCACCGCAGGCACCGUUUUCUUUGAACAAUCCUUGUGCAUACCACAUUAUGAGCAGGGAUGUUCCUGAUCCAAGUCCCAAUGAUGCUGUUUUAGAACCCCCAGAUGCAGACUAUAGAUUUUCAGCUAAGGUUAUGUUGAUCAGUAUGCCAACAUUAGAGAGUCUCUACCAAAAGUGUGGGCUAACAAAAGUUGAUGAUAAGGACAAACGUUCCAACAAAACACCUUUACAUCCUACUAGGCUGAUUAAAUUCCUAGUGGGCCAAAAGGGAAAAGGGGGUGAGAACUUUGCUAUAGGCGGGCCUUGGAGCCCUUCCCUCGAUGGGGACAAUCCAGAUACUGACCCAGGAGUUUUGGUUAAAACUGCCAUAAGAACUUGCAAAGCCCUUACAGGCAUUGAUUUAUCCAGCUGCAUUCAAUGGUACCGAAUGGUGGAGUUUUACUACUGGCGCGAGGGCAGCGGCGGCAAGGCCCGACUUGAGUGUGUGGUGUUGUUCCUGCCCGACGUGUGGUCGGCUCAGCCGUCGCGCGUCGACUGGACGACGGUCACCGAUCACUAUAAGGCGGCCUGUGACGCGGCUUUGAAACAACUAGACGGCGAGCAAGAGAACAGUUCCGGCGACGCGGCAGCGGCCGCGGGCCCCGACGACACCAGUGCAGCGGACAAAUCCCAAAUUGAAUCCAAGGAAACAGAUAAAAAUGACAGUACAAUUACGAUAGAUGAAAAUGAUGAUGACGAUGAUGGAAAACCAGAACCGACUCAUUAUUCCAAAAUUGAUGUGAGAACGUUAAAAGCUGAGGAAUUAAAACAAGAGCUACGCGCGCGCAACGUAAGCUGUAAAGGCGGUAGAAGUCAGCUAGUAUCCCGUUUAUCGAAGUUAGUAAAGACGGAGGAAGAAAAGGAACAAAAAGGUGAAGACGUCAUGGACGUGGAAGAAGAAGAGGAAGAAGAGGAAAAGAAACCAGCAUCAGACAAGGAAGACAAAGAUAAAUCUAAUGCUGACGAAUCAGUUAUUAUUGCCGACGAAAAAGACGAUAAUGAGGACAAGGAUAAGAAUAAAGAAAGUGAUAAAAAAGACAACAAAGACAAAUCUGAAGAGAAGGUAGAAAAACCCAAAACGGAAAAAGAAAUUGAAGAAGAAAGGAAAAAGCUAGAAAAGGAGAAGCAAGCGUUGAGAGCGCGCUAUGAGUUGCCCACGAGUCCGCACAUCAUUGUACAUCCAUCUCCAACGGCCAAGGCGGGCAAAUUUGGUUGCAGUGUGGCCACAGUGUCACUGCUACUGGACUAUCGCAUCACUGAUAACAAGGAACACAGCUUUGAGCUGUUUGUAUUUGCUGAGCUGUUCAAUGAGAUGUUGAUGCGUGACUUCGGGUUCUAUGUCUACAAAACUCUUUAUACUUUGCCCGAAAAACCAGAAAAAAUUGAUGAGUUGAAGGAAAAAGACAAGGGUGUAGAAAAGAAAGAAGAUAAGAAAGAAGAAAAGAAAAUAGAUGACAAGAAAGAGGAGAAAAAAGAUGAGAAAAAGGAGGAAAAAGAUAAAAAGGAUGAUAAGGAUAAAAAGGAUGAAAAAGACAAAAAAGAUGACAAGGACAAAAAAGAUGAAAAAGACAAAAGGGAUGACAAACGCGAUUCACGCAGACGAGAAAGAAAGGAUUCGCACAGCGACGAUGAACGCAGCCAAUCCCCGAGGCGUCGCAGCCGCGGUGUGGACUUGCCACCGGAUCCAUACCUGCUACUGUCGCUCGUGUACUUCGACACGGCGCGCGGGGGCACCAUCACGCGCAAGGACCUGCAGAACCUGUUCAUGAGCCUCGGCCUGCAGCUGUCGCGCUCGCAAGUGCGCUGCAUACUGGAGAAAGUGUGCAUUCGAGACACCUUCAGUUACAAGGCUCUCAUCCAAACUAUCAAAGACCUGUCCGCCUGCUCACAGGAAGUGAUUCAAGACUUGCCGCUCGACGGUACUGUGGUUCCUACUAAUGAAGUGCCUCCACACAUUGCGGAGUUAGAAGCCACCAUCGCGUCAGGCAACAGAGAGCUUCUGCCCGUGUUCAACAGAGACGGCGGCGACGGCGAGGCUGCUGCUGCCGGCACCAAAGAUGUCAGCGACAGUGGCGUAGUGAUGUACAAGUCGCGGCUAGUGGACGUGGGCGCGCUGGUGCAGGGCGCGUCGCGCUGGGCGGGCGAGCGCGCGCGCCUUGAGAGCGCGCUGCGGGACGUGACCGCCGCGCUGAAGGCCGCCCGCGCCGCCGCCGCGCGCACGCAGAGCGCCGAGCGCGGCGCGCAGUCGCAGCUCAACGACGUGUCCUCCGCCUUGAACGCAGCUCGGGCGAGGAUCGCUUCACUCACGGCCAGCUCUAAGAUAUUCCAUUCUGCACUAAAGAGCAUCCAAGCAAAAGUAGAAGCUGUGGUCAACAUCAAAUACGAAGACGACGACGUUGUGGAAGUUUUCAAUGGACCUUUGAAAUCCGAAGAUAGAAAAGACAGAAAAGAGGAGAAAGAUGUAAAACCAGUUGUCACAGAAAAGAAAGACAAACAAGAUGUCAAAGUCAAAGCUGAUGAUCAUAAAGAUAAUAUUGCUAAAGAAGAGAAAACUGAGAAAACAGAAGAGAACACACUCAAAGAGGGUGACCCUACCGACAAAGAAACUGAUAUUACCACUGCAGAAAACAUGGAUCUUGACGACAAGGAAUAAUAUUAAAUGAUAAACAUAAUAUUAUGUAAUUUAAACACUACCACAAUUUAAAGAUCAUAAGAUCAAUGGCUGAAUCCUGAAAAGUUAAAAAACAGUCUUUAACAUCAACGUCUAUGUAGGUAACUACAGGACAAAGGACAGGUUAUUAAAAUCGGUUCAGUACUUUCGGAGUUCAGAGAGCAGUAUAGAUUAAAGAAAUGAAAUAUUUUUUACUUUUUCACAUUCGCGAUUUUGAAUGUAGGACUCGUACACGGCUUUCGUACUAUCGUACGAGAUUAUGUAUUUUUUAUUUAUUUAUUUACAUGCCAUUUUGAAAUUUUUAUUAUUAGUUUGUGGCAAUAGAAAUACACUGAAAAUUUCAACUACCUAUCUAUUGAGGUAAAUGAGAUACCAGCCCGCUGACAGACAGACGAACAGCGGAGGCUUACUAAUAGGGAUCCGUUGGUACAGAACCCUAAAAAUGAGCUCUUGUUAGUUUUAUUCAGACUUAGAAACUCCACUUCUAAUGAGCUUUUCAGUAUUCAGCGAUACAUUCGCCAAAUAUUACAUUAAUUUCAUAGGCAAAGUAAAAGACUACCUGAAUCAAUUAACUACAUACAUUUUAAGUAUUUGGUUGAAAUUAAUGGAUAUCCCGGACGUGGACAAAUAAACUUAAAUAUUGUAUAAUAAAUUUCCAUAUUUACUAUUAUGUGAUGUUGCACUUAUACAUUUUAUCUUAAGUAGGAAUGUAAGUGUUUACUUAAUACUUGGAACAAUGUAAAGGAGGGUCCACACCUGUGAGCUGAGCGGCUCAUACACUGCUCUGCUCGCAAGUGUGUAUCCUAAGAUUGAACGUUUUGUGUGAUCCCUAAUAAGAAUAAGUAAUGGCAAUUAAAAUAUGGUCAAAU